Messenger RNA from Wallemia mellicola CBS 633.66, 2947 nucleotides. RefSeq lists its product as hypothetical. Gene Ontology annotation, biological process: thiamine biosynthetic process. The record is from RefSeq and is a predicted model, not a curated record. The coding region runs from base 28 to 1743 and encodes 571 amino acids. Gene Ontology annotation, molecular function: phosphomethylpyrimidine kinase activity; hydroxymethylpyrimidine kinase activity; thiaminase activity. Gene Ontology annotation, cellular component: cytosol. The transcript is spliced from 5 exons. NCBI's taxonomy places the organism in Eukaryota, Fungi, Basidiomycota, Wallemiomycetes, Wallemiales, Wallemiaceae.
ACGCAUAUUUCUUGCUUUCACUCUUUCAUGGACAAAAUAGCUGGUUUAUCUGAGGCUAAAGGGGAAGUCACUACGUUUGAAAAUGUGGUACUCCCAAAGAUACUUACAAUCGCUGGUUCAGAUUCUGGCGGUGGUGCGGGUAUACAAGCAGAUUUAAAAUCAUUCACAGCUUUAAAAACAUAUGGAAUGUCCGCUAUUACUGCAGUAACGUCACAGAAUACCGUCAAAGUAAAUGGCGUACAUGCAAUACCUACAGAUUUCAUUAGUAGUCAGAUACAUGAUGUUGUUACAGACAUAGGCGUCGACGCAAUAAAGACAGGAAUGUUACACAGUAAGGAAGUAAUAGAGACAGUUGUUGAAACACUUAAUGAUUUGAAUGUCAAAUGCCCUAUUGUAGUUGAUCCAGUAAUGGUUAGCACCUCUGGACAUAGACUACUCAAUGAAGACGCUUUAAACAUGCUUAGAGAGAAGCUCAUCCCAGCUACUACGAUUAUUACGCCAAAUAUACCAGAAGCUGAACUCAUUCAGGAUGGUAAAAUAGGAGAAUUGGCAGACAUGAUGAAAAUCGCUGAAUCACUCGGUUGUAAAAACGCUCUAAUUAAAGGAGGUCACCGUCCGUAUCGUGACCUGAUUGGAAAUGAAUCGAUAGAUGAGGCUCUGAGUAAAAUGGAGAAGUUAUCCAAUGUUACUGUCGUUGGCUAUGGUAGCACAGCUGAGGUGUUAGAAGAAUACAGAAAUGCUCAUAGCGGUGAGAAAUCCAAUGAAUUAGUUAUCGACGUCCUUUGGGAGAGCGACAGGAAGCACUUCACAUUGUUCGUCCAACCAUACAUUCAAUCAAGCAACACGCAUGGUACGGGAUGUACACUUUCAGCAGCGUUGGCUGCCUAUUUAGGAAAGGGUAUGAGUAUGUCAAUGGCUGUAAAGUCAGCUAUCGAGUUUACUAGUCUCGGGAUAGAGUCUAGUAUGCCACUUGGAUCAGGCAAUGGACCACUAAAUCACAUGCACUCUACAAAAAUCCUCCCAUUAAGUUUACCAACGUCGACCUCACCAGCACCUUUCACGACACACCUUAUUCAAUCAGCAGCUGAACAUUGGGAUGAUUACAUCUAUCACCCAUUCGUAAAACAACUUGCGGAUGGUACACUACCAAAAGAAAGUUUCUUGCAUUAUAUUACACAAGAUUACGUAUAUCUCGUUCAUUAUGCACGUAUACACAGUUUGGCUGGAUAUAAGAGCAAUUCUUUUGCCGAUCUUGAGGCGUUCGCUAACAUCACGCAACACAUUGCCAAAGAGAGCGCUAUGCAUGUAGAAUAUUGCAAUAGUUGGGGUAUAUCCACCUCUGAUCUACUCAAGACUGUUGAAUCAGCUCAUAAUAUUGCUUACACACGCUAUCUCACAGACGUUGGACAUAGUGGUACACUUUUAGAACUCCUCGUCGCUGUUGCUAGUUGCUUAUUGGGAUAUGGUGAAAUUGGUAGAAGACUAAAGAAAUCCGCACUCACCGGUGAAGAAUUCGCCCCUGGUCUGGUUUGUAAGAAAGAAAACAAUCCUUAUUGGAAAUGGAUUGAAGAUUACGGUUCAUCUGAUUUCCAAAUUGCAGUAGAUGAAGGUAUUUCCACACUUGAAAGAAAAGCGGUCGAAGAACAACCAAGUAGAGAACGCCUAAAUCAUCUUACUGACAUAUUCACAAGAUGCUGCCAAUUGGAAUCAGGUUUCUGGGAUAUGGGAUUACACAAAUUGUAAUGAAAUUUUAUUUUUAUAAACAUUUAUAUAUUUAAUGGUGGUUUGUGUAUUACAAGAUUACCUAUCAAAAGAGGAUCUAUUGAGUAGGGAUCGACUCUGCGUGUCUUGAUUGUGUUGAGACAAUGAGUAUGAUUUAUUUCUGUUGAGACAAUGUGUGAGUGUUAUGUUGUGACAAUGCAAGUUUGAGAAGAAGGAAAAGUUACUGAAACCAAGAAAACAUUAUGAUUAAAUAAUUCAACCUAAUCAUUAAGUGAAACUACCUGCUUUUUUUCAAGUUUGGGCGUCGCUUCUAGAUCGAAAUUAUCAUUAUCACUUGGACGAUGAUGUGUGGAUAUCAUCAAUUUAUUAGAAACUUCAUCCUCUAAGUUGAUUGUAUCAUCACUUUGUUCUUGUUUAAGUGGACUGAGAAUUCUAACGGAUGAUUUUGAUCUUGAUGCGUUAGCCUUCCUCGAACUUCUAGACGCCCGGGGUGACCUUCUUAAUGCAUCACGUGAAUUACUCCUCGUAGCUGAUCUUCCUCUUCUUUCGCCCUCGGUGUCGUCAUUAAACCACCUGUUAGUCCUCUCAUCCUGCUCUGGGUAAAAAAUAUUUCCAUCGCUAAAUACGGAUUGUGAAUGACUAUGUGAUUGACUCCUAGCUCUAUUGGUGCUGGUCAUUGAUUGCGUCGGACUGCCGCCGAACCAACCGUUCAGAAAAUUGGAAAUUGGAGUCUGACUGGUACUAUGGCUCAUAAGAGAUGAGCUCGCAUUUGUAUGUUUUCUCAGGCUAUCUACUGCAGAAGCUUGAGAAUGCGGAUGUACCAUACCAUUGAUAUUGAUCUGCUCAGCUGGCUGAUUAGCUGGUUUUGCUGAAGUGGCACCAAAUUGAGAUUGUCUUAUAACUGGAUAGCUCCUCCUCCUGGAUUGAUAUGGUGUUGAAGUUGUGAAGGUUGUCGGAACCGGUGCGUUUUGAGCGGAUGGUUUCCUUGUGAAUUUUAUCUCAUCACUGCCAGCCUUGCUACUACUGCUAGUUGGUGGUAGACUAAUGCAUGGUAUGCCUGGACUGGCGAGUGCGCUGUUGUUGUUCGUCGGCGCAUAAGUCGUUGGGGAUGGACAGAGCGACGAACUAGGAGAAGAUGUGCCAUAGAAUAGAGAAGGCACAGCGCUAACAGCUGACAUUGAUGGACUUGGUGCUGCAGAGCCAAUAUCGUCUGGGUCGAAUGCAG